AUGAUGAUGGACCUUUUCGAAACUGGCUCCUACUUCUUUUACUUGGACGGGGAAAAUGUUACCCUGCAGCCAUUAGAAGUGGCAGAGGGCUCUCCUCUGUAUCCAGGGAGCGAUGGUACCCUAUCCCCCUGCCAGGACCAAAUGCCCCCGGAAGCUGGGAGCGACAGCAGCGGAGAGGAACAUGUCCUGGCGCCCCCAGGCCUGCAGCCUCCCCACUGUCCGGGCCAGUGUCUCAUCUGGGCUUGUAAGACCUGCAAGAGAAAAUCUGCCCCCACUGACCGGCGGAAAGCCGCCACCCUGCGCGAGAGGAGGCGGCUGAAGAAAAUCAACGAGGCCUUCGAGGCUCUGAAGCGGAGGACCGUGGCCAACCCCAACCAGAGGCUGCCCAAGGUGGAGAUCCUGCGGAGCGCCAUCAGCUACAUUGAGCGGCUGCAGGACCUGCUGCACCGGCUGGACCAGCAGGAGAAAAUGCAGGAGCUGGGGGUGGACCCCUUCAGCUACAGACCCAAACAGGAGAAUCUCGAGGGUGCGGAUUUCCUGCGCACCUGCAGCUCCCAGUGGCCCAGUGUUUCGGAUCAUUCCAGGGGGCUGGUGAUCACUGCCAAGGAAGGAGGGGCAAGCAUUGAUUCCUCAGCCUCGAGCAGCCUUCGGUGCCUUUCCUCCAUCGUGGACAGCAUCUCCUCGGAGGAGCGCAAACUCCCCUGCGCGGAGGAGGUGGUGGAGAAGUAA
Messenger RNA from Pipistrellus nathusii (Nathusius's pipistrelle), 729 nucleotides. NCBI's taxonomy places the organism in Eukaryota, Metazoa, Chordata, Mammalia, Chiroptera, Vespertilionidae. The record is from the annotation of a GenBank genome assembly.